This is a messenger RNA of Vidua macroura (Pin-tailed whydah), 3352 nucleotides long. It is a transcript of the gene ETV4, whose product is annotated as ETS variant transcription factor 4. Lineage: Eukaryota; Metazoa; Chordata; Aves; Passeriformes; Viduidae. Gene Ontology annotation, cellular component: nucleus. The record is from RefSeq and is a predicted model, not a curated record. The coding region runs from base 310 to 1701 and encodes 463 amino acids. Gene Ontology annotation, biological process: cell differentiation; regulation of transcription by RNA polymerase II. The transcript is spliced from 12 exons. Gene Ontology annotation, molecular function: DNA-binding transcription factor activity, RNA polymerase II-specific; sequence-specific DNA binding.
CGGAGCGCGCACGGGGCGGCUCCGCGUGGGCCGGAGCCUCCGGCGCUGAGAGACGGCUCCGGACGGGACCCGACCCGACCCGGCCCGAGCCGAGCGGGGCUUCUGUCCCGGGGUUCGUCCCGACCGGGGCUGCCGGGCUCGGUCCCGCCUCGCAUUCCAAGUUUCGGCAGCCGCGACGCGGUCGCCGCCUGUCCCGGACAGCGGCAGCGACCGCGGUCCUGCCGCUGCUGCGGAUCUCGGCGGCCGCCCCGCCCGGCCCGGCCCCGGUACCCCCAGAUGCCCGGGGAGAGCGGGUAGCGCCCGAGGAGGAUGAAGGGGUACCUGGACCAGCAGGUGCCGUUCACUUUCCCGCAGCAGCCCCCGGGCCCGGCGCCGCCCGCCGGCCGAGCCGUGCUGGGCGCUGCGAGGACUCCCGGGGAGCCGGGCGUGCCGCCGGAGCAGGACUCGGAAGAGCUCUUCCAGGACCUGCGGCAGCUCCAGGAGACCUGGCUGACCGAAGCUCAGGUUCCAGACAAUGACGAGCAAUUUGUGCCUGACUUCCAUUCAGAAAACUUGGCUUUUCACAGUCCUCCUGCUAAGAUCAAGAAGGAGCCCCAGAGCCCCUCGGAGCUGUCCUGCAGCCACGAGCAGCCACUCCAGCACAGCAGUGAGCAGUGCCUUUAUGCCAGUGCCUAUGACCAGCCCAGACAGUCCCCCAGCCCUGGAGUCCUGAUCCAGCCACCACUCCAGCAGUUCUCCAGACAGGACAGGAGCUUCCUGAGCCCUGCAGGGCCACCCCGCUCCACAUCCAGCUGUGGCUUCCUCAGUGAGAACAGCUCUGCCUAUCAGCCACCUCUGGAGAUGUGCCAUUCCUUCCCACCCUCCCAGGCCAUGGCCCAGGAAGACCCCAUUGCCUACCAGUGCCAGCUGCCCAAGCCCUGCCUCCAGUACCCUCACCAGGGCUUCAAACAGGAGCACCACGACCCCCAGUACGAGCAAGCCAGCCAGGCAGGCAGCAGGCAGCAGUACCCAGCAGCUGUGCUGGUCAAGCAGGAGCAGGUGGAUUACCUGUACGACCCAGAUGUUCCUGACUGUCCUUCCAUGUACAUAAAUGCUGAGAGUUAUCCAAGCCAUUCAAAUACAGAAGAUCCAUUAGGCUGCAGCUAUGACAAGCAGAUGAGGUCCUUUACUGAUGAUGUCUGUGUUGUUCCAGAAAAAUUUGAAGCAGGAGACAUCAAGCAGGAAGGUGGAGGGUACCGGGAAGGACCCCCCUACCAGAGACGGGGCUCGCUCCAGCUCUGGCAGUUCCUCGUGGCUCUCUUGGACAACCCCACCAACUCCCACUUCAUUGCCUGGACUGGGAGAGGAAUGGAGUUCAAGCUCAUUGAGCCAGAGGAGGUGGCCAGGCUCUGGGGGAUCCAGAAGAACCGUCCAGCCAUGAACUACGACAAGCUGAGCCGGUCACUGCGCUACUAUUAUGAGAAAGGCAUCAUGCAGAAGGUGGCUGGGGAGCGCUACGUGUACAAGUUUGUGUGUGAGCCUGAGGCCCUGUUCUCCAUGGCCUUCCCCGAGCAGCAGCGGCCGGCGCUGAAGGCGGAGCUGGAGCGGCAGCUCAGCGAGGAGGACACGGUGCCUCUGUCCCACCUGGAUGACAAUGGCUCCUACCUGCCAGACCUUGGCAGCUUCCCUCCACAGCUCUACAGCAAAGGCUACACCUACUAGCACUGCUGGGAGCACUGUGCUUGUGUACAGGAGAUGGCUGGUUGGUGUUCAGCUGGUGGCAGCAUUUGUUCAGGCCAGCACUGAGCUCUGCAUCCCUGCUUUGGUCAGCACGAGUGGAAAAUCACCUGACAGCAGACAGUGCUCUGGUGUGCUUGUGAUAAAACUCUUACUGUGUCAGGAUGGGGCUCGUUCUCAGCUGUGCAGACAUCUCAGCAGCAGAUCAGGUGAUUGGUGCCUCCAGAUGUAUCAAGCCUGUCACUAUCCCCUCAUUGCAGAGGGAGGGGCACUGUCCCACCAGGGCUUUUUUCAUUAAGAAAAAUGAGAAAAAUUAUGAGAAUGUUACAAUGCUGCUGCUGACUCCAUUCCUCCUGUCCAUGUCCAGAACCUCUGCAUGACCUGCUUUCAGUUCUGACCAGAGGAACUCACUCUGAAAGGCUGCUCAAGCCUUCUUCCCAGGAUGGCUGCAGGACAAUGGUCACAGAUCUUGUGCCUUCCUUGAGGAAUACUCAUUGUCUUGUGCAUGCUCCUGCCUUAUCACCUCCUUGCUCAUGCCAGGAGUUUCUGGUCCCCAGGCACUCUGAGCAGGGUAGGUGGAGGCCUUGGCCAGGAUUAGGGCAGUCCUGCAGUACACGGCCCAAAGGCAUUCAGGGGAACCACAGAGAAGCUGGACUGCGUUGGUCUGGGGCACAGGUCAAAGCCAAAGCCUCGUUCAGGUGCAGGGAUUGUGGGAAGCAGCAAGGCCUGAGACACAGCUCAGUGUAGUGGUGUGGCUUUUCCAAGCUGAAAAACUUCAACAUUCUCAGGAUAUUUGAAGAGGUGCUGCCUCUUGAGUGUGCCCAUCCUGGGCUUGGCUAGAGAAUUGUCUGAGGCAAGAGGUGUGAUAAAAUUUAAUCACACCUGGUGGAGGUGUGAUUUAAAAAUGCUAUACAAAAUAACCUAAACCAUACAUAGAUCUUAAUAUAGGAAUUCAGACUUAAACUCCACAGAUAUUUGCAUGUUUGAGGGGAAUUCAGAUGUGUUGAAAAGGCAGCUCUCUCUGCAGUCCAAUGCAGCACAUGCAACUUAACUAAACUGGCAGGUUUUCCACAACAGUAAAUGUUUAUAAUGGGUACCACAUCCUGAUUAAAAGGUGUUUCAUUUUUUAAUUAGCAGCUUUACCAAGUUCUCAGUUAGACAAGGAGCAGUACAGUGUACCCAUACAGAAAAAGUCUGUUUCCAUUGCUUUAGAUUGAUGUUUCAGCUGCUGAAUAGAGAGCAUUGCCAAUCCUGCCAGCACGGUAGCCUGUAGAAAAAAUUCUGUAUAUUGACUGAAAGCCUGAUUUCCCCUGAUGACUGUUCCCUGCAUGGCUAAUGCCAACCCUCCCAGCUUCACCCCUGAGUGCAAGAGCCAUGGGAGGCAACAUGAGGAGAGACUAGACAGAGCAGUCUGCUCUGCUGAUGCCUUUGCAGGCCCUGGGCAGAGACUUGGUGUUCUGCCAGUUCCUGACCCUCCUGCCUUGCCCUGCACCUCCCUGGCCAGCACAGCUCCUGUGGUGUCCCAAAAGUGAGGGUGAAGGGGAACCCUUCCUCUGGUAUAAGCUGCCUUUACUAUUUAUGAGUGUAAAAAUACUAUCAUUAAUAAAUUGGUCUGUCUUGGGCCAGUGCAAGCUCA